This is a messenger RNA of Naegleria fowleri, 7806 nucleotides long. RefSeq lists its product as uncharacterized. Gene Ontology annotation, cellular component: membrane. The record is from RefSeq and is a predicted model, not a curated record. The coding region runs from base 1 to 7806 and encodes 2601 amino acids. Gene Ontology annotation, molecular function: ABC-type transporter activity; ATP hydrolysis activity; ATP binding. Gene Ontology annotation, biological process: transmembrane transport. The transcript is spliced from 7 exons. NCBI's taxonomy places the organism in Eukaryota, Heterolobosea, Eutetramitea, Acrasida, Naegleriidae.
AUGAAUCCUCAAGCGCACACAAGCACGAACAGAACGACAACGACGAUGAACAGUAAAAACAAUAACAAUAAUUCAUCGACCACUUCGGAAGAACACGAUGUGUAUGACCAUUUUCACGUGAAUUCUUUCGAAAAUGGGAAAAAGAAAAUAAAUAGAGCAGAAGAAGAAACAAACAAUAGUCAACUGGCCUUUAUUAAUGACGGAGGUGAAGAUGACACGAUAAGCUUGAUCAAGACUUCAGGAGCAUCACAUGAAGAAGAGCCAUCACCACCUUCCUCUAUGUCGACAGUAGAGCAGGAUUCUUCUAAUGUGGUCUAUUCAUGGGUUUCUUACAUCAUGUUUUCUCUGAUAUUUCCAGUUGUACGUCAUGCGUUUAAACAAAAAUCUGUAGAUUUUCAAAAUCUGAUUGAAAUACCAACGAGCUGGAAAUUUUGUCACACCACAACAGAUUUAGAACACAUUCUAUCAAGGAAAAAGAUUACAAACUCUCGACAAUUAUUUUUCGAAUUUGUCAAAUUAUACUGGAAGAAUUUAGCAGCAAGCAUGAUUUUCAGGUUGAUCGGAUUGGCGUGUGAAGUUGGUAGAGUAUUCGCUUUGGAACGAAUUUUUCGAUAUACAGAAGACGUAUUAUCGAAACAAGAUGAAAAUUCUAAGGUGAAUGUCUUUUCAUGGGAAGUAUUGGGAUAUUUGAGUGGUUUUUGUCUUGCCAUGUUUGUAUGUAAAUGUCUAAAAUCUGCAAUGGGAUGUUAUGGAGUUAUGGUAUUGCAGCAAAUUGGUCAUUUCUCUAAGAAUUCUCUGUUGAAUGCCAUCUACAAAAAGUCAUUAAGGCUGAGUUCGAUGGGAAGAAAUACUUACACAAGUGGUACAAUUAUGAAUAUUUGCACUACGGAUACAUCGAGACUGAUUUGGUUUUACUAUCAUGUUGGAAUGUUAUCUUCGGUUGUUUUCACACUCAUCACUUGUGUGGGUCUCGUGUAUUACUUUAUUGGCGUUUCCGCUUUUGUCGGAUUUUCAAUGAUUCUGGUAAUUAUUCCACUUUCAUAUGUAUGUAUGAACUAUCAGGAGAAAUUAGAAGAAAAGGUCGAGGCUUUCCAAGACAAGAGAAGUGAAAUUAUUUCACAAAUGGUUUCUUGCAUGAGAUUUGUGAAAUUGUAUGCUUUGGAAAAGUUGUUUAGAGACAAAAUUAUGAACAUUCGAGAUGAAGAAAUGAAGACUUAUCGAAAGGCCUACAUUUCUGUUGGAGGUAUUAAUGCAAUUUGGUACUUUUACAUUCCAUCUAUUACAUUUUUGGGCUUCUUGCAUUUUUGCUACUUUAGAGAACAAACAUUAACCAUGACCAUUGCUUUUACCGUAUUGACUAUUUUAGACACUGUUCAUUUUGAAAUGAUUUUCCUACCAGAGAGUUUAAUUGACAUUUCUAAAACUUGGGCAAGCAUGAACAGAAUUUUGAAUUUUUUAAAUGCCGACGAAAUCGAGCCUCAAGAAAAUAAUGAAAUGGCUGGUGAGCAUGAAACGGCUCCAUUCAAUGAAGAAGAUGAAAACGCUCCCAUUAUUUCAUUCAAGGAUGCCACUCUGGCAUGGGAACAAGAUGAACCUGUUUUGAAGAACAUUAAUUUGGAUAUUAAGAGAGGUGAAUUUUGCGUGGUUAUUGGUCGAGUGGGACAAGGAAAAAGUUCUAUUCUAUCUUCAAUUUUGGGCGAAUUGAAACCCAUUUCAGGAAGCAUUGAAAAACAACCAGGUUGCUCCUAUUCGUAUGUUUCUCAAGAAUCAUGGAUUAGAAAUGAAACCAUUCGAGAUAAUAUCAUGUUUGGAGAGAAGUAUGAUGAGGAGAAGUACAUGAACGUUGUACAUGCGUGCAGCUUGGAGACAGAUUUCUCACAACUAAUGGCUAGUGAUUUGACAGUCAUUGGAGAGAAGGGUAUUAACUUGAGUGGAGGUCAAAAGAUGAGAGUUUCUCUGGCAAGAAGUUUCUACUCUGACACGGAUGUUUAUAUUUUGGAUGAUCCAUUGUCUGCAGUCGAUGUUCACACAGCCGACCAUAUUUUGGAGUAUGGUAUCUUUGGAUUGCUGAAAAACAAAACUGUUGUGAUGGUUUCCAAUCAUAUUCACUUCAUUCAGAAAGCUCAUAAAAUUGUUGUCGUAGAGAGUGGAUCUAUCACUCAACAGGGAACUUUUGACCAAUUAUACAACGACCCAACCAGUGAGUCUUUCAGAAAUUUGAUUAAUGAAUUUAGUAAGGUGAAUGCUGAGAAGGCCGAAAAGGAAAAAGAAGAAAAAGAUUUGUUCGAUUAUGCAAACACCCCUGAAGAUGAAGGUAAUGACUCUUCAGAUGUUGUCACACUCCCUAUGAACAACAACAAUCAUGUUUCUCGCAAUCUUGCAACAACCUUUAAGCCUCUACCUUACGACAAAGAAUUGAUUGCCAAGUACAGCAUUACAGACCAAGAGGAAGAAAAGUCAAGCGGCCUUUCCAUCAAAAAGAUUUUGAUUUUCGCUGUGGGUGUUAGUGUACUUUCAUUUGCAAGCUUGUGUCUCUUUGGAAUUAUUCAAGAAUUAUUGGAUUUAGGCCAUCACUAUAUUCUCACUUUGUGGAGCAGUGACGAAGAAUACAAAUCUCACUCACUACUCUUCUACUUGUUGGGAUAUUCCUUAACCUCAGCAGCAUUUAUAGCAGUUGACAGCUUGGGAGCUUUUGUUGGCUUGGUUCAUUAUCUCAAAACGGCCAAAAUUUACCACGAACGACUCAUGACGAGUAUCAUUAAUACCACCAUUUCAUUCUUUGACACUACCCCACUUGGAAGAAUUGUGACUCGAUUUACCAAAGAUACCAAUGCUAUUGAUGGAGAGGUGAAUUGGAGAUUGAGAGAGAUCAUACCAAACCUCAUGUUCUUUGUGGGUGGAAUAAUUUUCGUUGUGGUUGUUUCUCCUUUCUCGCUGUUGGCAGUUGUGGUGUUUGGACCAAUCAUUUACUUUAUUCAAGUAUAUUAUAGAAUUUGUUUGAGAGAGUUGGAAUCUAUUGGAGGAAUUGUGAGCAGUCCUGUAAAUUCACACAUUGCAGAAACAAUUCAAGGUCUUCAAACUAUUCGAGCUUACAACAAACAGAAAUUUGUAUAUGGUUCGUUUGUGAAAUAUGCAGAAAAUGAUUUAAGAGCCAACUUCAACAUUGACUGUAUUCACAAGUACUUUGAGAUUCGAAAUGAUUUGGUCUCUGCAUUGUGUAUUGCUGCAAUUAUUCUCAUUAGUGUUAUUAGCUUCCCAGGAUCCAUGGUUGGUAUGAUCGUCGUGCAGGCUUCGUCUAGCUUUGAUUCAUUCUAUUGGAUUCUUUACUUGUACGCGUUGACAGAGAAGGACUUUGUGAGCGUGGAAAGAGUUGAACAAUAUUCAUUUCUGGAGAGUGAAAAAUAUGAGCCAAGAAAUCCGCAAGUUGAUACCACUAAUUGGCCACAACAUGGUGAAAUCAUUUUUCACAACGUUUCUAUGAGAUACAAAUUACAUAAUGAAAAGAAAAAUGGCAACCCUACAGAGAAGAAGAACAAGUUGGUAUUGAAGGGAAUCAAUGCUCACAUUAAACCAAAAGAAAGAGUGAGCAUUUGUGGUAGAACUGGUGCAGGAAAGUCAAGUCUUCUCCAAGUAUUGUUUAGAUUGCAAGAAAUUGAGGAAGAUGACUGUGCGGAUGGAUUCAUAAAAAUUGAUGGAAUUGACAUUCGAGAUGUUCCAUUAACCAAAUUGAGAAGUGAAAUUUGCAUCAUUCCUCAACAACCAACGUUAUUUAAGGGAACAUUACGUGAAAAUCUUGAUAGUUAUGGACAAUUUUCAGAUCGUGAAAUAUGGCAAGCAUUAGAACAAGUUAACUUGAAAGACAAAAUUCAACACAUGGAAUCGAGUGAAGAGGAAGAAGACGAUGAAGAACAUCCAACUGCUUCCAAUGUGAAACGAACUGGUUUGGAUAUUCUUAUUUCUGAAAAUGGCGAAAAUAUUUCUGCAGGUACUCGACAAUUGAUUUGUUUAGCUCGAGCUUUAAUGAGAAAAUGCAAAAUUCUUGUCUUGGAUGAAGCCACAAGUUGUUGUGAUUUGGAAACUGACAAGCUCAUUCAAAAGACAUUGCGAGAAGCAUUUUCUUCACAUUGCACUGUAUUGUGCAUUGCACACCGAUUGGAAACGAUUAUGGAUUACGAUCGAGUUCUGGUCAUUGACGAUGGUCGAGUGAUUGAAUUUGACAGUCCUCAGACUUUGUUGAAUUCACCCAAUUCCUUAUUUAGUGCCAUGGCGUGUAGUAAAAGCACCUCUCAAGCCUCUCCCCAGUUUCCAAUUAUUAGAAGUCCGAUUCGAAACUUUUCAAAAACAUUUACCACCACUGUUGAUACUUUCUUCAUCAUGAAACGACUCUUUCGAUUUAACAGCAUCAACGACCAAUCUCCACCUUCCUCCAACAACACUCCUCGAAAACGAGCCACGAGCCAUGUAAAAACAGCAAAUCACCUUCUCGCUUCUUCCACAGCGACAUCGACUGGAACCAAUAUUGGCGAUCCGACUGCAUUGAGAUGUCUUUUCAAUAUUCAUAUUCAUGCUCUGGAAGAUUUUGAUUUAAUGAGUGUGGUCACAAAUUCAUCAUCAAAUUCUUCGAAUGGAGGUCGAAAUAAUAAUUCAAAUGGAGGAGAUUUACAACGAACGAAUAGCUUUGGAUGUAUGAAUAAUGGAAAUCUUACGAUUCAUGGAUUGGGUCACAAAAUGUUUCACAAUUAUUCAAAAGCAACAUCGAACGUUGACAAUCAAGAAAAUGGAACAGACACAUCGAGAAGUAACAUGUCAUCGAACAGUGCGACACUUUCUUCGAAUGGAAGUUUCAAGAGUGGAUUCAUUGGAGAUGGCGAGAUAGAAUCUGAAUCAGUGGCCGUUUCAAGUGCAUUGAUGAAACUAUUGCAAUCCAGAUAUUCCAUUCAUUGGAAAGUGUUAAAUCAAAGUGAAGAACGUGAACCUUCAUUUUCAUCAAUUUUAAGAGGUGGAAAUAAUGUCACAAUUGGAGGAACUACAGAACCUGCCAAUGUCAUUUCGAAAUCUCUUUCGAAUGAUGGGUUUUUCGAUGAUUAUGAAUAUAUCAAUAAUUAUUGGAGUCAAAAUACACCAAAUAAUAGAAAAUUCAUGCAAAAUACUUCCUCUAAUUUUAAAGACUAUGAAUAUGACUUUGUUUGUGACUUUAAGCCAAAAAAAGAAAGAACCAUUUCUGAAAUUGUAUCGCUCCUCAAUGGAAACAAUUCAUCCGGAGGCAGCGGAUCCGGAUCUCAAGAAGAUCCAUUCCUUCCUUUCUAUGUUAAAAAUAUUCAAUCCUUGCUUGAAGAUAAACCAAUUGUAUUGGAAAUUAGAGAGCUCAAGAGCAGUGGAAGUGGUCGAGUGACCAGUGAUAAGCGCAGUGGAUUAAUUCGAUUGAAUCUUGCAGAUUUCACAAUUCCUCCACACAUGAUUUAUUAUGGCAUUGGUUCCAUGACAAAAACCAUUCUUGUUCCAGUGGUUCUCUCCACGGAUUCUCCACCAAAUUCAAACCUCGUCUUAACUGCGAAACUAAGAAUGCAAAUAAGUUCCAUGUGGCUCACUGACACAUUAAUUUCGAAAGAGAGACAAAAACCACAAGCUCCAAAAUAUGACACGUAUUUCUUACUGGAUGAAAAUGAGUCCUAUAUUGUUCCAGAUUCUCUCGUCAAAAGCAAUCCUCUAUCUGCGUCUCCACCAGUUCCAAUUCUCAAGUCAAGUCGAAGUAGUAAUGGCCAACUCAAUGGAAGUCUUACAAGUCGAUCUGAGAAUUCCAAUAAUGAAAUUGGAAUUAUACCACCUGAUUCUCCUCCUCGAAAAACAAGCAAUUCCUCGACAGUGACCGUCCCUCCCUUAAUGGUUAAAAAGUUUUCUUCCAACACCAACCUUUCGUCGUUACAAAACUCGUCGACAAAUGGAAUGAUGAACAACAUCUCCAGUCUUGGAAAUAGUAAUAAUGGAACUUCCUAUCAUCCUUCAAAUUUUCUUUAUUCUCCAACGAAACCUUUCACAGAAAAUGGGUUUGCCUUGUCCAUGCAAGUGGAACGAUUGGACUCACACAUGAGAGAGGUAGAAGAUCUUUUGAAACGACAAUAUAAUACCAUGAGAGAACGAGUCAAUCAUGUACAAAAAGAUAUUGAUGAUUUGUUCUCAAUUUUGGAAAUUAUUGAAGCUGAAAAACAAGGAUAUUGUAAAAUGUCCAUUCCAGAAUUUGGCUUGUCACAACACGUAACUAGCAACAACAAUGAAAAUCAGUUAUUGCCAGGAGGUAAUUUUGAUAUUGAAGAGAAAUUGCAGUAUUUUGUGUUUUGUGAUCUACAGGGAUGCAAUCAAAUGUGGAGCCUACCUCAUGAUGACAUUACAAAAAGUGUCACCAUUUAUUACGAAGUGUUAAGAAAAUGUGUUAAAGACAAUAUGGGAGUUGACAUGACACCAGCUGUGAAACAUGACGAAUUUCACAAUAUCGUCAGUGACUCGGUCGUGUGUGCUUUUGAGACAGCCAAACAAGCUCUCAAAUUCACACUUCUCGUUCACACAAAAUUAAUGGAAGCCGAUUGGCCAGAUUCACUUUUAACACUCGAUGGAAUUUGCAUCUAUCAAAAGAAUAACAUCAAGUUAUUGUACAGAGGGCUUCGAUGUCGAAUGGGAGUGGUAGCACGCUCGAAAAAAUUCAAAGACACCACACUACAAGCCAUUAAGAGAGCCACCAUGAUCGCUCAGUAUGCACAAGGAGGUCAAACACUUGUCGAGAGUCAAGUCAUGGAAAAUUUAUCUGUGGAACAAAAAUCUCCAAAUUUGAAUGAAAAUGGAAAUAUUAACAAUAAUAAUACCAUUGAAUCAUUGGUUCAAAGAUUGGACAAUUGUAACAUUGAAGGUGUCACAAUACCUCGUACGACUACAACGCUUUAUUUAGUCAUUCCAAGACAACUCAAAGAACGAAGAUUUAAAGAAUUGGUCAAACGUGUAAAUACUAACUCAAAUGUAUCCCAACAACAAGAUGAAUCCUCUCCUCUCAUUCUUGAUGCAAGAGAAAUUCCAUUGAAUGAAUCAUGCAUGAUUAACGUUCUUCACUCUCGACUCUCGCAAAUGAAAAAAAAUUACAAAAUUGAAAUUGAGGAUCGAAUUAAGGAAAUUGACAACACAAUAUUUAAAUUGAAUUCACUUUUAGAGAGUUAUAAAAUCUUGGCAUCCACACAAAACGAAAAAGAUUUAUUCCAAAUUGUCGAGAAACAAAUGCAUACAAAUCUUAAAGACAUGUCGGAUGAAAUUGCAGACUUGAAAAAUAUUCACACGACGAAUUUGAGGACAAAUAUCAAGAGUUUUGAAACGGAGCUUUUGAAAUUGAGUAUGCAAUUGUUAGAUAUUCAUCAUCAUUCUAAUUCUGUCAUGCAACAUUCCACUUCGACCAAUAAUUUCUCGACAACGACCUUUGACAGCAAUGACGUUGUUCCUCACAACAAUAAUCAAUUGAAACGUCAUGAAUCUAACUCACGAAUGUAUUCAUCCUUUAGAGAACGCCCAGUCACAGCCGAUGCUUCCACCGAAGAUUUUAUGCCCUCUGAGGCCGAUGUGGAAGACGAUGCAAUGAUUGGAUCUGACAAGACCUCUCCGUCUUCACCUUUGAAGACGAUCAUGUCCAUGCAUGAUUUAAGAACACCUGCAGCAAAAUUGAAUCAGCACUUGCUUGAAAUGUUGAAUCAUAAUCAUACGAUCAAGCAAAAAAUUGAGCAAUUGAAACAAUCUUCCUUUCGUCAUGAACCAUCACCAACGUGGAAUAUUUAA